AUGUCAACGAGAGAAGCAACAAAAAAAUAUUUUUUGCAAGCACAUCAGACACACAUAUGUAGGAAGGCUCUAGUCAGCCCAAAAGAACGUCAAUUUUGUACAGCAAUAAAAAUAAAAAUACAUCACGCAGCUCUUCAAAACAAACAAAAGGAAACUUUCAGUCAACAAGACAAGCAUAGGCAAAUUUAA
Clunio marinus is the source of this 189-nucleotide messenger RNA. Lineage: Eukaryota; Metazoa; Arthropoda; Insecta; Diptera; Chironomidae. The record is from the annotation of a GenBank genome assembly.